AUGGCGAGGUUCUUCUCGAAGAAGGCGCCAGAAACGGAAGGCCAACACAGCGAGAAAGAACGACCCGUGAAGAAGUCGCAUCUUGGUAUCUUGGACGCUGACACGGAUGAAGUCCCUGGUUCCGUGAUCCUGCUCUCCAGCGUGCACAAGCGGAAUGAACCGCUUGGUCUACAACAUGCACACGCGCGCACAUCCGCUUCUUCCCUUCCGUCCCCUUACGGACCCGCACCUCGCAGUGCUUCCGCAGGCUCGCGUAGCUCGGCCAGGUCGCGAAGGCAUCGACAGCCGGAAAAGAAGCGAACAAAAGAUGGCAAAUUCAUUUUAGAUCCGCAGCCAGAGGACUCGGCGAACGAUCCUUUAAACUGGAAACAACUUCGUCGCGACGCUGCUUUGAUCUCGCUUGGUUUAUACUGCAUGGUCGGCGGCGGCAUGACCCCUGUUCUGGCCGCUGGCUUCAACAAUGUUGCCAAAACUUUCGACGUUACUGUGCCUCAGGUUGCUCUAACGACCGGACUCUACAUGCUGGGCUUGGGUUUAGGCAGCGUGGUGGCCUCUCCUACAGCCAUCUUAUGGGGCAAGCGACCUGAUGAUAUGGGUCCUGCUUCUGUGCCAAUGACUCCCACCUCACCGAUGUCUCCGGUGGAUCAUCCAACGCGUCCACUUAGAGCGCACAGAGUGGGCUUCGCUGUCGAUUCAGAACAGCACCCAGAAAGCAGCGCCGCAGCCGCUAAGGGAUCUUCCGAGAAUCAUGACUACUUUGGGACCAUCCCUGACACAAUUUCACCUGACGAGGCUUCCACGCAUACUCCUGUUCCAAGUGCCAUCAAGAGAGACUUGGAAAAGCAACAGCCUCACCCUGAUAUUGAUCUGGAGCACCCUGCAACCGAAUCUUACACUGAUCCUGACCAUGUGUCCAUGGUCUCGUCCAUACACUAUACGGACUUCUACCGCGAGGCGCCUCAAAAGUCCUACGUGCAGUCUCUCAAGCCAUGGAACGGCCGCCUGGUCAAGGACAAGUGGCACAAGGUCAUGUUACGCCCUUUCAUCCUAUUGGCUUACCCCGCUGUUCUGUGGUCCUCUAUGGUCUACGCUUUAGCUGUAGGAUGGCUGAUCAUACUCAGCGAAUCUAUGGCCGAAAUCUACCAAAACCAUGAGUCAUACAAUUUCACACCGCUUCAAGUCGGUCUUGUCUACGUCUCGCCAUUCGUAGGGGGCGUUCUGGGUACGGCUGUGGCAGGCAAGAUUAGUGACGUGGUUGUGCGCUACAUGGCUCGCCGAAACGACGGAGUUUACGAACCAGAAUUUCGACUUGUAAUGGCGAUCCCGAUUACUAUUAGCACGGUCAUUGGUCUCAUGGGCUUUGGAUGGAGCGCCGAAGAGAAGGACAACUGGAUCGUACCCACCGUCUUCUUCGGUGUGAUUAGCUUCGGCUGCUCGCUUGGAUCUACCACCUCAGUCACCUUUGUGGUCGACUCGUAUCGGCAGUACGCCGGGGAGGCUUUGGUCACGCUCAACUUCUGCAAAAACAUUCUGCACGGAUUCAUCUUCUCAUUGUUCUUCACCCACUGGCUUGCGGCCAGUGGUCCUAAGGAUACUUUCAUCGCUGUUGGCGGUAUCCAGCUCGGUUGCAUGUUCCUCUCCAUCCCUAUGUAUAUGUACGGCAAGCGUGCACGAAUGUGGACAGUCCGGAAGAAUUUCAUGGAGAAAUUUUAG
Messenger RNA from Didymosphaeria variabile, 1713 nucleotides. RefSeq lists its product as uncharacterized. The record is from RefSeq and is a predicted model, not a curated record. The coding region runs from base 1 to 1713 and encodes 570 amino acids. The transcript is spliced from 4 exons. Gene Ontology annotation, biological process: transmembrane transport. Gene Ontology annotation, molecular function: transmembrane transporter activity. Lineage: Eukaryota; Fungi; Ascomycota; Dothideomycetes; Pleosporales; Didymosphaeriaceae.